CUACACAGGGCUGAGGAUGCCUAUAUUCAAGGCGAAGGCUUUGAUUCAGAAUAUCUUUACUCAGGAACCAUCGAAUAUCAUCAAAAAGUCGAGUUCCAUCAAUCUGAAUAUUGGAGGCGGGCUUAGAUCACACAAGAAGUGGCGCUAGCACGUCAGGUCACAAUAUGCGCCAACCUUGCGGAGAUGACUUUCGAGCGUUUUCCAACUACAUAUUACGACAGCCUACCGCCGGAUCACGAUUUGAGAUCUGCACAAGGUAUAGGGUUCAAAGGUCGAAGUCUUAUCCACUUGAUCAAUUGGUUCAAGUCCAAGCACUCACACGAACGGCGAGACUGCAUUUAUUCCCUGCUCGCUCUAUGUGGUGAGGGCUUCAAUCUUCAGGUCGACUACAACAGCUCAGAGGUGAAACUAGCAGAAAAAACACUAGCGUGCUGCAAGCAGUCAUUUUGCUUGUGUUCUAUCAAGGUUGUUGGGUAUGCGCUGGAUAUCGAAGAACACCGUUCCUGGGAUUGUGUGGACCAAACCUUGGAUCUAUCCUCCGAAGCUUUCGCAUAUAUGACCCUGCCUAUCGUUCGAAGCGCUCCUCUUUCGUGGACACACUAUGAUGACCCAGACGACUAUCAAACUUCUCGGGCAAAUCUAUGCGUCCGACACGCUGGUAGCGCUUGCUAUCAACUUUCACGCGAGGAAGAAAUGUGUGUCUUUCUUGACCCCAAAGGUGAUGCUCUAGUCGUUAUUUUCCCCAAACAGAUUUGUCCAUCCUCAGGUGCUGUACUUCUUGAGAUUAGGACGAACAUGAAAUCCUCUCAUUCCGUGCUGAUUGCAUGCGAUUUGAAUGGACGGAAAGUGAAGAGACGUCUGGUGAAUGGUAUCACUAUCAGGCUUUUGGGCGAUAUUUGUCAGGUCUUUUUCUCAUUUCAACUCUUGCUUAUCUUUAAUGAGGCAUUAGACAUUCCUAGACCAUGCGAUCGUGUCGUCUUACAGGGGACUAGAAGGGCAAAAUAUCUUAGUGAGCCUUUGCUGAGCCUCUGCUCUUAGGAAGACUGCUCGUCGGACAUGCUCCGUUGUUUCAAAGUUCAAAGACAGUCAGCAUCAGAUCAGAUGGAUGCCAAUAAUUAUCCAACCAUUCUAUACCACGAAUCCUUCCUUUCGGAUGUAUAACUACACCAGAGGAUUGGUCUCAUAUUGCUGUUCUCUUUCUUGUCAUAUAAGUAUAUAUAUCAUCCCUUUCCAACAGGCUCUUACACGCAUAGGCUCUCGGAAGUUCAACGUUUUUUCAUCGGCUCAUACAAGCCGUCCAGAAAAGGAAGAGAGCUAUGUGGUACACAUUGCACGCAUGUUUCCUCAUUAGUGAUCCUGCGGUAGAGUAGUGGA
This is a messenger RNA of Alternaria alternata, 1374 nucleotides long. RefSeq lists its product as hypothetical. The record is from RefSeq and is a predicted model, not a curated record. The transcript has a single exon. NCBI's taxonomy places the organism in Eukaryota, Fungi, Ascomycota, Dothideomycetes, Pleosporales, Pleosporaceae. Bases 184 to 1038 code for a protein of 284 amino acids.